CUACCUUACGACGACUUGACUUUACGGGAAAUUUGAUAGAAGACAUAGAAGAUGGUACUUUUUCAAAACUUUCUCUUUUAGAAGAACUUAUACUUGCUGAAAAUCAACUACUGAAACUUCCAGUUCUUCCCCCAAAGCUCACUGUAUUUAAUGCAAAAUACAACAAAAUCAAGAGUAGAGGAAUCAAAGCUAAUACAUUCAAAAAAUUGAAUAAUCUCUCUUUCCUCUACUUGGACCACAAUGCCCUAGAAUCUGUGCCUCCUAAUUUACCAGAAAGUCUACGUGUAAUUCAUCUUCAGUUUAACAACAUAACUUCAAUUACGGAUGAUACAUUCUGUAAGGCUAAUGAUACCCGGUACAUUCGGGAGCGGAUUGAAGAGAUUCGCCUGGAGGGCAAUCCAAUCAUGUUGGGAAAGCACCCAAACAGUUUUAUUUGCUUAAAAAGAUUACCUGUAGGAUCAUACUUUUAAUUUUUUUCAUAUUACUAAUGCAAUAUGAAAGCUGAAGCACACACACUUAUAAUCUGUCUCAACAAUGUCUAAAGGAACUUAAGUAUUGGAUUAAUAUUAACUUUUUAUCUCACUAUGAAGGAAUUUUGUGUUUUAAACAAAGAAGUUCAAAAUUCUUAUAUAUAACAAGCAAAAAGUAAGAAUGAAUUUCUAAGUUCAAAACUAAGUAAUGUGAAAAUAUUUAAACAGCCUUAAAAACUCCUCGUUACACUAGACUACUAUUUAAAUGGCAUGUUUAAUGUAAAUGUUCACAUUUGAGGUGCAUUAUUUCAAUCACUAGUGAAGUAAGACAAGUCCAAUUAACUUCCAAUUGUUUGUCUUUGCUGGCCUUUACUGUAUCUCUGAAGCAUUUAAGACAGAUGUUCCAAAAACUUUGAAAAGCUAAUAUUUCCAGUGUUUUCCCAUUUUUGUUUUAUG
This is a messenger RNA of Castor canadensis (American beaver), 926 nucleotides long. NCBI's taxonomy places the organism in Eukaryota, Metazoa, Chordata, Mammalia, Rodentia, Castoridae. The record is from RefSeq and is a predicted model, not a curated record.